Suillus subalutaceus is the source of this 1239-nucleotide messenger RNA. RefSeq names its product NAD(P)-binding protein. The coding region runs from base 1 to 1239 and encodes 412 amino acids. The transcript has 5 exons. Gene Ontology annotation, molecular function: 3-beta-hydroxysteroid 3-dehydrogenase (NADP+) activity. The record is from RefSeq and is a predicted model, not a curated record. Lineage: Eukaryota; Fungi; Basidiomycota; Agaricomycetes; Boletales; Suillaceae. Gene Ontology annotation, cellular component: lipid droplet; endoplasmic reticulum membrane; mitochondrial outer membrane.
AUGUCAUCCCCUUCGUCGUGGCCAGUUAUCGUUGUGACAGGCGCUAACAGUGGCGUCGGGUUAGGAAUUUGCCAGCGCUUACUUGUCCAACUGAUAUCCAAAUCUCCAACGGAUGCCCAGCCUCAUCAUGAUUUCCACGUCCAAAAAACGACAACAACCGACGACGUCUCUUUCGAUGGGUUGACUCUAAUUCUUGCUUGUCGUAGUAGACAACGAGGAGAGGCUGCUCGCGACAAAUUGUACCAAUUUGCAGACGAACAAGUUCGUCACCUUGAAAUACUUCCAGGCUACGAUGGACAUGCCGAGACUUUUAGAAAACACCUAACCAUUGUGGUCCAUACCGUAGACUUGUCGCGCAUUCAAACGGUGUUCCGAUUCGCUGACGAAGUCAUCAAAACGUACCCAUAUGUCUCGCAUCUCAUCUGUAAUGCAGGAGUCGCUUCUUUCGUCAGCAUCAAUUGGCUUUUAGCUAUCAAGCAAUUCGCAAUGGACUGUGUGGAGGCCGUGACAGCUCCUAUAUACUAUACGCAAGAAGUUGGACAAGUCAGCCAAGACGGGUUAGGAUGGGUAUGGCAAUGCAACGUCUUUGGACACUAUGUCCUGUUUCGAGCCCUGAAAUCCCACUUAGCAAAAUACCAAACGUCUACUGGCGCCCGUGUGAUUUGGAUGUCAUCUCAUGAAUCAAGCCCAAUUUAUUACGAUCCUACAGACUGGCAGUUGGUCAAAUCUGCACAUUCAUACGAAAGCUCAAAAUUCCAGAUAGAUUUGAUCGCCCAUCAACUGGACCAGGCGUCACUCCAAGGCUCUGAUAAGUUGCCCACGCGACACCUGACAGUACUACCCGGUGUGGCUGGCACAAACAUCGCCAACGCUCUUUUGGGUACUUUCUCAUCAAUGUGCAUGUUCUUGUCUUUCUAUCUCGCUCGUUUUCUUGGAUCUCCAUACCACCUCAUAAGCGCGUUCAAGGCAGCCAUCUCUGCUGUGCAUCUCUCCUUAGUGCCGUUGGCUUUCCUUCCCACAGUUAGCUCGACAGAGUUGGACGAUUCAGACCCUACAGCUACGGUUGAAGUGGGCUUCCGUUAUGUCUCAGAAUGUGACAGAUGGGGCAAAGAGCGUGUUGGUACGAUGAAGCUGAUGCGUUCCAAAGAGCAUAACAAACAGUGCGAUGACCUCUUGGAUCAUUGCGAGCGUCUUUUCACAGCAUUUUGUGAGGCAGAGGGACGUCCAGUACAUUCUUAA